UAUCAAUUUGAUUUUUACUAUAGUUCAAGUUGGUGGGUGUCAAUUUUGCUAUUACAUAAAUUGAUUCAAUAGUAAUUUGAUAACAAGUAGAGACAUGUCCCAACUAUCACAGUCCUCGGAAGCCCUAAUAAGAGAAGCUAAUAAGAAAAAAGAUGGAGAUCAACUAUUCAAACCAGAAGAAAAUUUCAAAGCUCUUAUGGGCGACGACGAAGAUACUGUGGCUUUCGUAUUCCAGCACGUAAGUGCUCGAGAAUCCAUACUCACAUCGGUUGCAAAAACUACCAGAGGAGUUCUAAGCUUUGGGGCAACCGUUAAAGGAGAAAUCGAUCACAACAGCCAAGAAAGUGACGAAAUAGCUACUAGAAAACCAUUCAGACACUGGAAACCUUCUUUGGUUGUUGAAAAAGCUGAAGUCGUAUGUAACGAAGGCGACCAGGCGAUGUUACAAGUUCAAAUAAAUGGCUAUCCAAAACCUGAUAUGAGAUGCACCUUUCAAGAUAUACCAAUUAAGCCUAGCUCAAAAUAUAAAAUCUACCAUGAAAACCACGAGCACAUUCUACUGCUAGUUAUCAGAGACGUACAAUUCGAAGACGCUGGCACGUACACUAUAAUGGCCGAAAACGAAAUUGGUUUUGACUCUGCGGACAUUAAUUUAAUCGUUAUUAGACACAAAUAUCCUACAAUAAAAUCUAAAAUUGAAGACCUAUCAAUCGGCGUAGAAGAAAUCCUAAUCGUGCCAGCAGAAGUAGAUGGAAUUCCGAAACCCGCAGUGCAAUUCCUAAAAGACGGCAGAGAGUUUCAGCAAAACGACCACAUACAAGUGAUCGAAAAUUACCCAAUAUUCACUCUGGUAUUGAAAAACACUUGCCUAAAAGACACAGGAGUAUAUUCGGUCGUUGCCACCAAUUGCCUGGCUCAAGUGUCUCAGUUUUGGGGCGUUUACGUCUACAGCAAACCGAAAUUCUUGCACAAACUGGGCAACAAUUUGCAAGUAGAUCAAAACAAAACCGUAGUGCUCAAAGCAAAAAUCCAAGCAGAACCUAGAGCUGUAAUAAAGUGGUACAAAAACGAUCUGCAAUUGGUCGCUAACAAGAAAAUCCUCAUUGAUGACGAUGAAGGAUUUGAAUUUUUGAAGAUACGUAAUACUUCCAUACAAAAUGCAGGUGUUUACAGGUUUAGAGCGGAAAACGUGCACGGCUUUGUAGAAGAUAGAGUUCAAAUCGAUGUGAAGAAAGCGCCAACUAUUGUGCAAUCAUUUGACGAUGCCAUAGCUCUAGAACAAGACGUUUUUCAUAUUAUACAUAGUGUAGAGUUGGAAAUUAAGAUUGAAGCUUUUCCUAGACCAAUAGUUACAUGGUUUUUGGAUGGUGAUGAAUUAUUGGACGAUAUACCAGAAUUUACCAGAGUAGAAACUAGCGAUUCAAUUAAAUUAAUUAUCAACGAGCCCACUACUGAUCUUUCGGGAGAAUAUCGGUGCAGAUUAACCAACGAAUGCGGACAGGAUGAAACUAGCGGAAAAGUCACAGUAAAUUGUUCUCCUCGUAUAAACGUCCAAUUAAACGACUUAAACAUCGAAGAACAUUCUACAUUAACUUUAGAAGUUAUCGUAAGAGGUUUUCCUGCUCCUCAGUUUAGAUGGUUCAGGAACAACCAGGAAAUGGACCCUGACGAACGCAUCCAAAUCGGCCUUGAAACUUAUGGAAAGCAAAAAUACAAGAUUUUCUGCACCAUCAGUGGAAUUUCUUAUGCUGAAAGGGGAGAGUAUGUGGUGCAAGUGGUUAAUGCUUAUGGAGAUGUUAAGAGCAGGUGUAUUGUAAAUGUGCUUACAAAACCAAUAUUCCUCCAAGUCCAAAUGCCAGAUACAGUAAUAAAAGAAGGGGAAGAUGUUACAUAUAAUGUUAGAGCUUUUGCAAAUCCUCCUGCCCAAGUCACUUGGUUGUGGGAAAAUACUGUAAUCAAUUCUGGAGACAAAAAAGAUUGGAACAAGUUGCUCACAUCCAAUAACAAUACAGAAUUCAGGAUGGGCAUAAGACGCGCUAGAAUGGUAGACGCUGGCAUUUACCAGUGCGUUUUGGAAAACUCUGUUGGAAUUACCAAACAUAGAGCGGCUUUGGCAGUUUUGCGUAGGAAAAAUGAAGAUGUAUGA
Molecule: messenger RNA, 2146 nt
Organism: Ceutorhynchus assimilis (cabbage seed weevil)
Lineage: Eukaryota; Metazoa; Arthropoda; Insecta; Coleoptera; Curculionidae
Source: the annotation of a GenBank genome assembly